Molecule: messenger RNA, 1792 nt
Organism: Acomys russatus (golden spiny mouse)
Lineage: Eukaryota; Metazoa; Chordata; Mammalia; Rodentia; Muridae
Gene: Cbx2
Product: chromobox 2
Exons: 5
Coding region: 58-1623 (521 amino acids)
Biological process (GO): negative regulation of transcription by RNA polymerase II
Cellular component (GO): PRC1 complex; heterochromatin
Source: RefSeq, a predicted model, not a curated record
CUUUGUGUGCGGCUGUGAGCUGGGGUCUGCGGGGCGCGGGCCGCAGCGGGCGGCGGCAUGGAGGAGCUGAGCAGCGUGGGCGAGCAGGUCUUCGCCGCCGAGUGCAUUCUGAGCAAGCGGCUCCGCAAGGGCAAGCUGGAGUACCUGGUCAAGUGGCGCGGCUGGUCCUCCAAACACAACAGCUGGGAGCCAGAAGAGAACAUCUUGGACCCAAGGCUGCUCCUAGCCUUCCAGAAGAAGGAACACGAGAAAGAGGUACAGAACCGGAAGAGAGGCAAGAGGCCCCGAGGCAGGCCAAGGAAACACACUGUCGUGUCCUCCUGCAGCCGGCGCUCAAAGCUCAAGGAACCAGACGCACCCUCCAAGUCUAAAUCUAGCAGCUCUUCCUCUUCCUCCACAUCUUCCUCCUCCUCUUCAGAUGAAGAAGAUGAUGACAGCGACCUGGACACCAAGAGGGGCCCCCGGGGCCGUGAAACCCACCCAGUGCCUCAGAAGAAAGCUCAGAUCCUGGUGGCCAAGCCAGAGCUGAAAGAUCCCAUCCGAAAGAAACGGGGACGCAAGCCCCUGCCGCCAGAACAGAAGGCGGCCCGGAGACCCGUGAGCCUGGCCAAGGUGCUAAAGACGACCAGGAAGGAUCUGGGGACCUCAGCCAGCAAGUUGCCCCCUCCACUCAGUGCUCCUGUGGCAGGCCUGGCCGCCCUGAAAGCCCACACCAAAGAGGCCUGCAGUGGCUCUGGCACUGUGGCAACCCCAGAGAACCUGGCUAGUCUCAUGAAAGGCAUGGCUGGGAGUCCCAACCGUAGUGCCAUCAGCUGGCAGAGCUCUUUCAUGCACUACAUGAAUCGCAUGAGCCAGAGUCAGGCUCAGAGCGCCAGCCGACUGGCCCUCAAGGCCCAGGCCGCCAACAAGUGCAGCCUGGGGCUGGACCUGAAAGUGAGGACGCAGAAAGGGGAUCCGGGGGUGAGCCCUCCAGGAAGCAAGGUCCCGAAGGCCCCCGGCAGCGGUGCUGCAGAGCUGCAGAAAGGGAGCGGUUCAGGGGGCCCAGGUUCCCAGCUGGUACCCACUCAGGAGCUAAGCCUUCAGGUCCUGGACUUACAGAGUGUCAAGAACGGUGUGCCUGGUAUGGGCCUGCUAGCUCGCCAUGCCACAGCCACCAAGGCCCUUCCUGCUACGAACCCCACCACUGGGAAAGGUCACAGUGGGGGUGGCCCCACAGGAGUAAACAUGACCGGCACCCCCACAGAUACCAACAAAGGCGAAAAACUGGCCUCCAAGGCGACAGCUCUGCCUGCACCUCCUGUCAAGAGGGACAGCAUUAAGUGCGCUGCUGCCUCCAGCGGGCAGGAGGGCCACCCAGUCCCAGGAGAAGGCCGCAAGGCACCCGCGCUGUCCGAGAUGAGCACAGGCGAGGACAAUAGCAGUUCUGACUCGGACCCUGACUCCUCCUCGCUCCCCAGCGCCGGGCAGAACCUGUCUGUAUCUAUCCAGACCAGCCAGGACUGGAAACCUACCCGCAGCCUCAUCGAGCACGUCUUCGUCACAGAUGUCACGGCCAACCUCAUCACUGUCACGGUGAAGGAGUCUCCCACCAGCGUGGGGUUCUUCAACCUGCGGCAUUACUGAGACCGAUGCCCACGUCGGACCUGCCUUCCGGUCUCUGGGUUUGUUCUGAUGCCUGACCCAGGAGCCAGCUCUGCUCUGUCACAAGAUGUAGGGCUGGGAACUGGCUUCCUGGCAAUUCUACCUCACUGGGCCUAUAAUUCACUCUGUGUCCUGUCACCUCAGGAAAGCU